Messenger RNA from Esox lucius (northern pike), 1416 nucleotides. Its product is annotated as V-set domain-containing T-cell activation inhibitor 1. The coding region runs from base 379 to 1416 and encodes 345 amino acids. NCBI's taxonomy places the organism in Eukaryota, Metazoa, Chordata, Actinopteri, Esociformes, Esocidae. The transcript has 7 exons. The record is from RefSeq and is a predicted model, not a curated record.
GGUGGAGAUCACACUAUGAAUUUUUGUUAUCUAUGAUCACGCCAUCUGCAGGCAACUCCACGCCUGGGAAGGAAAUACUCGAGCAGCCCACUCACUCGAGCAGCACACCACUGGACAGCACACAGAGGACAUAACACGUACUCUAUCUGCAGUCGAGAGACAAGUGCUACAUCCAGUUGUGGACUUCUUUCUCACACAUCUCACUCUGGAGUUGGAAUAAACCGGACAGAAUCCAGAAACUUGGGUCAACACUUUCAUAUCCAUCCCUCUACAGUCAGUAGGAUCAGGCCAGGGGACAAACACACUGAGAAAACUCCGGUCCAACAGGUCCUUCCCUACACUGGAUUAAUUUGUGUUGUUGUUGACCUCAACGCUGAAAUGGAGGAUAAUUGGAUGCAAGUUAUCUGUCUUCUGACACUUCUCUCUGUCUGCAGAGCGCACGAUGAAGUUCAGGUUGUUGGUCAGGCUGAACCAGUUGUUGCCAACGUAGGUGAUGAUGUCAUCCUCCCUUGUACUCUGAGAACCUCCAGCAGCACCGUCAACGCUGUUGAGGAAUCAGUGGAGUGGCAGAGACUUGACCUCCAACCAAAAGAGGUGCAUUUCUUCCGUACCCGUGACGACUACAAUGAUGACCAGAAUCCAUCCUACAGAGGAAGGACGGCACUUUUCAAAGGAGAAAUGAAGAACGGGAACGUCUCAUUAAAACUGACCAGAGUGAAACUGUCGGAUGCUGGAAACUACACCUGCUUCGUUCCAACACUGAAGAGCCCUUUUCAAAAAGCCAUGGUUCAACUCAUUGUUGGUGGAGUAUCUCGGCCAGACGUCUCUAUAGUUGGCAUUGAUGCCAUUGGAGUGGUCCUGGAUUGUGAGGCCAGAGGGUUGAUCUACAGACCUGAGAUGACCUGGCGGGACAGUGAUGGAAACAUCCUCCCUGCUGAUGGACCUACAGAGAUCGAGACCGACUCAGCGGGUCGAUACACUGUGAGAGGACAUGUCACCGUCCAGAGGACUGACAACAACACGUUCACCUGUAGAGUUCUACAGCAGCAGAUCAACCACACGAUGAAGACAGAGAUUCAUGUUAAAGAUCGAAUGUUUCCUGACACAUCCCAGUCCUGGUGGAAUGGCUGGUGGUGGGGCUGGGGGUUUGGUGGUCUGACCUGGGGUUUUAUCUUCGGUCUGAUUGUUGUAGUUCGCUACAUCCUGAAGAGAAAAUGUUUACUGACAUGGGUCUGUCAAAGAGGAUUAAACGAGAACCCUCAGACAAAUGGGACGUCAGAGCGGAAUGAAAAUCCACAGGAGAAUCAGAAUUCACUGUUGAAUGGGAAUGAAAGGUCCAACGGCACCAUGCCACAUGCUGAUGACUGUGUUGUCUGGGACACGGAUUCCAGCAGCUCUUCAGAUAUCGAGGCGUAG